Carassius auratus (goldfish) is the source of this 2256-nucleotide messenger RNA. Its product is annotated as SPRY domain-containing protein 7. Gene Ontology annotation, molecular function: protein binding. The coding region runs from base 1667 to 2161 and encodes 164 amino acids. NCBI's taxonomy places the organism in Eukaryota, Metazoa, Chordata, Actinopteri, Cypriniformes, Cyprinidae. The record is from RefSeq and is a predicted model, not a curated record. The transcript is spliced from 7 exons.
GUUUUGUGAUACAUGCACCAAGAAAAGCAGACGAUACAUGUUAAUUUUAGCGUUAAAUCAACGGCAGUUUUAGCCUAGAAAGGUAUCUGUUUUUUAAGCAACUGACACCUUAAACUAAAUUUAGUAUGUAAGCACACACGGACUAUCAAUAGUGUGAAGGCGAUUGCAAUGGUAACCAUCGUUGUUUCAAACAGCGACUGGCAGAGCUAGAGUUAAACCGUGCUCUGGUGGCCGUGUAAGGAGGAUAUUGUGCGUGGGCUCUGGGUUGCUAGCCGGUUUGAGGGUGCAUUUUGUCUCGACCAAUCCUGCGCGGUGCUCUAGGUCCCGGCAUGCCCAAUGCGGGCAGGGGGAGGCUCCGGCCAAUUUGAAUGAAGACUGAAGCUUUCGGCGCCAUUUUCGACUGAGCAGCUCCAGCAACAACAGCUGCACAGAGAGCUCCGCACUGGAGUCCAGUCAUUUGAGUGAGGGGACACUUUUUUUCUUUUUGUUUCCAGAAAACAAAGAGAGAUUUUUCUUUCUGAAUUCGACCUCAAAUUUGAGACGACUGUUUCCCGGUGGAUGAAUGCAGCGGACACAAAAGACGAUGUGUAGUGACAACAAAUAGUGAAGUGGAGACUGAAGUGAGCUAGGAGGCUAAUCCGGCUAGCAUCUCCAGCCGAGAAGGGGCGUCCGAUCGGAUCCGCGCUGUGGAAACGAUAUAUUUUUGUAUUAUUUUUCGAAAAAAUCUAGCAAAUACGCGGAUGACUUGAAAAUUCUAUAAAAAAUUCUGAAAAUUCUCGCAGGCGACGACGAAUAGAUCGGUGUUGGUUGUUUGGUGGAGCGAGGUGGUUUUGUGCAUUUUUUAAACGUUAAGUUUGAGCGGGAUUGGUGAUGUGCGCGAGACGGCCGGCGAGCCGACAGCCUAUCAGCGAGCGAUACACCGGGAUGCCACACCGACCAACACUGCUGUUCUUUACUACAGCUUUUCUUCCUCUUUCAGCGAGAAAACGACGAUGACCAGAGUGCCUUUUUUUUUGCGAAUUUUUUUUUUAUUGCAAGAACUGUAUUGAGUGCGCCGUCAGAAUUUUUAACUGCAAACUUUUUUUUGUGUGUGGAUUUACAAAUAUGUCCAAAAUAUGUUAGAAUUUGCCUGGUUGUGAUUAUCAGGAACUACAAAACAAUUCAAGAUGGAGUCCUGGAAUGCCUCAAACCCUGCUGAGAGAAAGAGAGAGAGGGAGGAGAGGAGAGGAGUCACUCGCUCUGUGAUUCUGGCAGUGCUUGGUCAUGUUGCCGAGUGUGUGAUUGAGAGAGAGAGAGAGGGACCCUCUCUAGGUGAUGGUGUAGCAGCACAGAAUGGUUUGUGGUGAUGCAGAGAUGCAGGCCGUGAUGUGCUGCAGCAUCAAUUCCUGGGACCUACGCAGUCGAGAGAGAGAGAGAGAAGAGAAAGAUUGUGUGUGGGAAUGUGUGUGUUGUCUUGCUUUAGCAGCAUGUAAAUAUUGGAGUUACUCCUUGGCCAAUGCCUCCAAUAUUGCUCGUGCUGCUGAAGCACGAAGUCACCAAACAGCACAUGCACGUCAUCUUUUUAUCUCGGCGACCAGGGCCUAGCUGACUCACUGGUACUGAAACACCUUCAUGGACUGAAUCAUCAAACCAACAGGAGGACCUCAGUCUCACCGGGAUGAACUGAAUGGUCAAAGGGACGGAUGUGGUCAUCGUGAAAAGCGGGAGGCGGAUCUGUGGAACUGGAGCCUGUCUCGCCAACGCCCCUCUACACCAGAACAAGAGCUAUUUUGAGUUCAAGAUCCAGUCCACGGGUGUUUGGGGGAUCGGUGUGGCCACUCAGAAGGUGAAUCUGAACCAGGUGCCACUGGGUCGAGACAGUCACAGUUUGGUGCUUAGACACGAUGGCUCCAUAUACCACAACAACGAGGAGAAGAACCGAUUACCCGCCAACAGCCUACCCCAGGAGGGGGAUAUAGUGGGGGUGACCUAUGAUCACGUGGAAAUGAACCUGUACUUAAAUGGAAAAAACAUGCACUGUCCAGCCUCAGGUAUUCGAGGGACUGUGUUUCCCAUAGUUUAUGUGGACGACAGUGCCAUCAUAGAUGCCCAGUUCAGUGAUUUCUACCAUACUCCACCUGAAGGCUUUGAAAAGAUUCUGUUCGAACAGCAGAUCUUUUGAAUUGCUGUCUGUGUGCAGACACACACAUAUUGUCAAGUUGAACUGUGUGUGUGUGUGUGUGUGUGUGUGUGUGUGUGUGUGGCAGCAUCACGUGG